This is a messenger RNA of Syngnathus typhle (broad-nosed pipefish), 4313 nucleotides long. RefSeq names its product homeobox protein Hox-D9b-like. The record is from RefSeq and is a predicted model, not a curated record. Gene Ontology annotation, cellular component: nucleus. Lineage: Eukaryota; Metazoa; Chordata; Actinopteri; Syngnathiformes; Syngnathidae. Gene Ontology annotation, biological process: proximal/distal pattern formation; anterior/posterior pattern specification; regulation of transcription by RNA polymerase II. The transcript is spliced from 2 exons. Gene Ontology annotation, molecular function: DNA-binding transcription factor activity, RNA polymerase II-specific; RNA polymerase II cis-regulatory region sequence-specific DNA binding. The coding region runs from base 165 to 1130 and encodes 321 amino acids.
GCGACCAUGUGAUCGGCGCCAUAACCAAUAGGCGGCUGAGGAGAAGGUAAGGGCAGGAAAAAAAUUACUACCAUUUUAGGGGAGGAUGGAAGCCACUAUACUGACCCAUCUAAGGUUUUACAGUCGCCUUUAAGUGUCUUUUUUAUUGAAAUAAUAAAAUAAACAUGUCGCUAACAAAUUAUUAUUCCAUGAUGGGGCUGCAGACUGAGGAGCCGUACGGCGCACAUUUCCUCCCCGCAGGCUUGCAGGCGUCGACGGCCGGCUGCGCAAAGCCAUCCCGCGGCGCGGAGGAAGAGGAGGGGACGCCCGGCUCGCACAUUCCGGAUUUUGCCCACUUUCCCAACAAGCAAAGCGCCUUGAAUGGCUUCUCCCCGUGGACGAACCCCCCUUCGGCGUCGUCGCCGUCCUCCCCGCCGCUGCAGGCCGCCCCGGGCGCGUCCAUCACGGGACUUUUCCACCCGCACCACCUCCUCGGCCACCACCACCACCACCACCACCACCAGCAGCAGCCUCCGCAUCUCCAGCCGCAGCAGUCCCCUUACUACAGCGAGCACCUCGCCCCGGCCUCGGAGGGCCGCUUCGUCCGCUGCUGGGAGGGCCCCGGCCCCACCGCGGAGGGCGCAUUCGCCGCCUGCCUGCCCCAGGCGCAGGGCUGCCCCUCGAACCCGAGCUCGAGGUACGAGGCGGUGAAACCCGACAGCUCCCCGACUCGGUCGGGCGGGAGUCCCGGGGAUUCGACUUUUGCCAGCCCGGGAGAGGUGGUGCUCGAGCGACUGGGGACGGCCGAGGAGCUCCGCCGGAAGACGGAGCCCAAAAAGGAAGACGAGGACGACGACGACGACGAGGAUGACAGGAGGAAAGGCCGACCUGUGCAGCCGGACCCAGAGAACCCGUCUGCAAGCUGGAUCCACGCCAAGUCCACCCGCAAGAAGCGCUGCCCCUACACCAAGCACCAGACCCUAGAGCUGGAGAAGGAGUUCCUCUACAACAUGUACCUGACUCGGGACCGGCGCCUGGAGGUGGCCAGACUCUUGAACCUGACCGAGCGGCAGGUGAAAAUCUGGUUCCAGAACCGACGCAUGAAGAUGAAGAAGCUGAUGAUCCGGGAAAGGAGGAGCGUCAAUGAAUAGGAUGGGAUGGGGCGGAAUGGGUGGGGGGGAGUGGAAAGUGUAACAUAAGCUUGUGGACAUCUAAAAAAAAAAAAUGGACGUUUUUGGGUGCUUCUCCUCAAACCUCCCUGAAUGGACGUUACGGGACUUUUAAGUAACAAUAAAAUUAUGAACUGAAAGACGUUCACACUGUGACACAGUUAAGUCCACAUGAAUGCAAAAUAUAUUUUUUGCUUCUGUCCCCACUUGUCGGCAUGGUCUUGUGAGAAUUUAGUAGGAUUUUCUACCCCAAUGUUCUAAAUUAGUGGCAAAGUGACAUUUUUGGGAGGGGAAACUUGAAAAUGUGCGUUAACGGAUGUUAUGAAAAUGUGCCCUAAUCACUUUGAAAUUGUGGUCAAAUAUUUCUGUCGGAUGAUUUUAUGGUCAGGACACACUUUUUGUAACGUUGCCAAUUAGAUUCUUGUAAUAAUGUGCCUGAAGUUGUCGAAAAAUAUGGCCAAUGAAAUUUCACGGUAAAAGUCAAGAAAUAAUACAAAAUGCUACCAAAUUAUGUCAGAAUGUUAUUUAACGUUCUUUUUUUUUUGCAGCACUUUGGCUAUAUUUGUGGAAUCUAACAAAAAUAUUACAAACUAAAAUGAAGACGAGCCCAACUUGACACACGUGGAAAUGCAAAUGAUAUUUUUUGCCGCCCCUUGUUGGCAUAUUGCAAGAAUUUAGUAGGAGUUGGUACAAAAAUAAUAGCUGCAAUUCAAAUUUUUUUGAUAGCGGUAACUUGUGAAAUGAACAACUACACGCUCUUACCACUUUUAAAAUACGGUGAAAGAAUGUGGUACGCUCCGAAACUGUGACGAAACGUCACAUUUUUGAGUCCGAUUUUGUGCAAUUUGUAGUCAUGUCUUUUGGAAAGUGAUGGAAAUUUUAUGCUUUAAGUACUAAAAUUGUGGCGCAUGUUCUUGUGAAAAUUUAGUAGGAUUUUGUACAAAAAGGGAUUUUGUUGAAGUAGUAGUCCAUUUAUGAACAUAAUUUCUGUGGUUAACUGUGUAUUAUUUAUGACUAAAUUAUCGCCACUACAGACUGGAUUAUGUUUGUAAAAUAACGCAUCGAUUCGUAAUCUGUAGAAAUCCUAUAUUACAAAUGUUAUGACCUACCAAAUAAUGUCAAAUAUCAUUGGAGCGGCACUGAAAACCUUUUGUUGAUUGAAUUUAGUCAAUUUCAUUUUGUCAAGUCAUCAAAAUCCAAUCCAAUGGUUUUGGAUCCAGAUAGUUUUUGUAUCAUGUCCUACUAAAUUUUCAUUGUGACAUGCACCCCCCCCCUUUUUUUAUGUAUGUGAAGUAUUGUAAUUAGUAGAAACUUAAUGUCAACUAAUAGAGCACCAUGUUGAAGACCACUUUUUGCACAGAUUACUCAUCUAGGGCUGAAGUUUUCGGACAACUUCCGACAAAAAAAAAUCUCAUGACGUGUCACAGCCUCCCCCCAAAUUUUUGUAGUAUUGUGUUUAGGUGAAAAACGUAAGUAAUGUAUGAUGUCAAAUAUAAGGAAGUUCAAUUUUGCAUACACGGGCGUAGUCACGCUCUCGUAACACAUCCCGGAUUUUUUGUGCGCGAUUUUCGACGAAAUUGCCCUCUGACGUGUGAUCUCAUGACUUGGCAUGACCCGAAAUGUACAGUAAAGAUGAUUUAUGUCAACACAUAAAACCUCACUGAAAGAGCAACCAAAACACACUCACACCUCACAAAAACAGAGACACACAAUUGCAUAAAAUUAAAAUGAUUGUAGCAAAUUCUUAUCUAAAAGUGGAUUCUGUAAAUAUUGAGUAUCUUAUGUUCAAUUGGGUGACAUUUGCAUGGCUGCUUAUUGUUUGCUUUAGAGACAAAAAGGCACUAAGUCUCCAUAUUUGGUUUCAUUUGUUACGAGAAAUGUGCUUUUUUUUUUUGUUUUCAUUCUCUGUGUUAAAUGUGAAAUAAUUGCUACGGGACACAGUAGCGUCACUUUUAAAAUGGCGCGUCGACAUCAUGGGUUGUAUCCAAUGUGAAAUUGUUGUAUACACCAUUUUCUAACAGUCAUGCGUACAUAACGUGACAGUUAGCAUGUGACUCAAACGUGCGGUCUUUGUCACGCAAGCUAACCGCUGCUGUGUUGUUUUUGUAAACACAAAAGGUACGAUUGUAUAAACAAGCCCACAAAAAAAAACACCAUUCUUUGACAAAUGCAAAUAAGUAACCGUUUGUUUAGCGUUAGCAUGUAGCAGAGAGUUGGCGUUUCCCAGUAUAAUGCACAUUAGCGAGUAGACUAAAAAUCUAUACGAAACAUAAUCGCCAGCCAAUUGCAGGGCACAGUUCGAAAAACAAUUUACACCGAUGGGAAAUUUAGAGUCUUCACUGAUGCGGAGGCAGGGACUGUGAGACAGAUGUGCUAACCACGGGCCUACCAUGCUAGCCUAAGCUAAACGAUAUCAAUUGUUAUUCCUUUGUUGGUGUGUUGACAUUGUUACUCUUACUCAUGAUGAAAUUGACAACAAAAACAUUUUCAUACCACUGACCGCAGUCUUUACUUCGGGCCAAACCACAAGCAAACCAAACGGUUAUUGAUUGUUUGUUUUGAUAGCGAAGUUGUUGUGGCUAUUCAAUCAAUUUUUUUUUUUUUUAUAUAAACUGCAUGUAGAAUUCAAUCGGCAUCAUCGUAUAUUUUGUUGCUAGUCACACAUGCAGGCGUGCACAAACAUUUGUGGUUGCUAGGUGUCAGCUCACACAACACAAAUGUGAAUGAUGCUGCUUCUUUUUUUUAUACUUUUGGACACACUCAACAACUCAAUCCAGCCCACAGUGUGUGAGCGUUCCGUGGAAUGUCCGCCGCCACACAACUGGAGCCCAGAUGUCAUGGCUGCCCCUCCCCACACACACUCUUUUGAACAAUGAUUAAAUAAAAUGCCCUCUACAACCUCAAUCGUGCAUAUCAUAUGCAUUAUGAGUCUUUUGAUUUUUAAUGAUUUGAUAUUAAUUUCAUGGGUAUUUUCACGUUUAUUUUUUCUGUGUGAAAAAGCUCUGUAAGCUACAUUGAUUUUUUUUUUUUUUCUAUGCUGGGGGAAGGGGGGUAAGAAACCACUGCAAAAUGAUCACUUUCUUUGAUUUCCUUGACAAGACUGUAAUUGUAAACCAUGCUAUCUACAUUUAUUGGUAGAAAUAACAAACAAAAUGUCAAAUUACA